CCUGACGGGAUCUGAAUUCUGGGGCCCAGGUCCGACGCUUCUUCAGUGGGAGUUGAGUUAUACGUGGCACUUUAUUGAAGAGCAUGUCCUCCUGAUAGAGCUAAAGUAGCUCGUACCUGCCGCCCUGAGGAAACAGACGAGAGCCAUCAUCGCCGAGUCACGUCUUGACCCAACUUGACUUGUACAUGAGUGAAUGGAUUUAAGGCAGAAUUCUUGUCUGCUAUUGUCAAUACUGGAAGAACCAGUUGCUGAUUAAAAAAAAACAAACAGCUACUGUUACAGCCUGUCUGUUUGUAGUUGGCAAUGGCCCACGCCGCCAGUAUGCAGUAUGAGCGUGUGGCGGAGAUCGGAGGAGGCGCUUAUGGGACAGUAUAUAAGGCCAGAGACACGGAGAGUGGGCAGUUUGUAGCACUGAAGAGUGUCCGUGUGCAGACGGACAAGAAUGGUUUGCCCAUCUCUACGGUCAGAGAGGUGGCUCUGCUCAAGAGGCUGGAACAGUUUGACCACCCCAAUGUUGUCAGGCUCAUGGAUGUUUGCGCCACCAAGAGGUCAGACCAAGAGACUAAAGUCACUCUGGUUUUUGAACAUGUGGACCAAGAUCUGAAGACUUACCUGGAGAGAGCUCCAGCUCCUGGGUUGUCGUCUGAGUGCAUUAAAGACUUGAUGAGACAGUUGCUGUGUGGUCUGGCUUUCCUUCACUCCAAUCGUGUGAUGCACAGAGACCUGAAACCAGAGAAUAUUCUAGUCACCAGUCAGGGCCAGGUGAAGCUGGCUGACUUUGGACUGGCCAGGAUCUUCAGCUGCCACAUGGCUCUCACUCCUGUGGUGGUGACACUGUGGUACCGUCCUCCAGAGGUUCUGCUUCAGUCCAGUUAUGCUACGCCAGUUGAUAUCUGGAGCACAGGAUGCAUCUUUGCUGAGAUGUUCCGACGCAAACCGUUGUUCUGUGGAGAGUCAGAAGUCGACCAGCUGGGGAAAAUCUUUGAACUCAUCGGCCUGCCGCCUGAGGACGAGUGGCCGAGUGUCACACUGUCGAGGAAGAACUUCCCCCUACUCACACCUCGACCAAUCAAAGAGUUUGUUUCAGGCAUUAGUGAGAAGGGGGCACAGCUACUGUUGAGCAUGCUGACCUUCGACCCCUCUAAACGAAUAUCUUCCCUGAAUGCGCUGGAACAUCCGUAUUUCCAGGAUGAGGAGGCGCUGACUCAGACCAUGAGAUGAAGUGAUGCGGAGCAGCGAGACGUGGCUGCCUCCGAAUGUUGACCUGCGUGGCCUUAAAGGAUUUGAAUUUCAUUCAGUGCUCUGCUAUUCAAGUUUUCUGGGUUCCACUCUGGAAUCUUACUCUGUUACCUUCUACGUCAGAAAAGGAUUUGAGGCCUGAGAGAUGGGAUUAAAACCAGAGAACAGGAGAGACCUGUAGGAUCACUGCCUUUGUUUUCAGAAACGUAAACGUCACAGUUAAUGUCUUGAGAGGCCAGCACCAAUUUGUUUUGUUGUUUUACUUUUGACUUCUGUGUCGUCUUUUGUUGCUUUGUGUACAGUGUUUCAGCAUAGAAAUGCACAAGUGUCACCUUUUGUGGUAAAGUCUGCACAAGGUAGGAAAGUGUCGCCUGUUGGAGGCUCUGAAUCGACAAACGCUGUCGAUGAACUCACUGUUUCAGCCAGAAAUGAACCUUUACCACAUCUGAAAAAGAAUGGCAUCAGAUGUAGCAGAACCAAAAAAAAGAAAAGAAGCAAAAACGCACAAACAUACAAACAAAAAAAACAACCACAGGUCCUGCUCCUGAGAGAAGCUUCUUUUAUGGUGUGACUAAAAAGGUCAAGUGUCGUUUUAUUAUUUCACUGCCAAAAACCAUCGGAAAUCAUCCAGUACUGCAGUUACUCAAUGUUUUUAUCACAUUCCCACUGUUUAUGUAGAACUGUAUAGACGGAAUCCAUGAAAAUGAAUAAAUGUAAGUAUGUGCUGAUGGAAA
Messenger RNA from Cynoglossus semilaevis (tongue sole), 1973 nucleotides. It is a transcript of the gene cdk4, whose product is annotated as cyclin dependent kinase 4. Gene Ontology annotation, molecular function: cyclin binding; cyclin-dependent protein serine/threonine kinase activity; ATP binding. NCBI's taxonomy places the organism in Eukaryota, Metazoa, Chordata, Actinopteri, Pleuronectiformes, Cynoglossidae. The record is from RefSeq and is a predicted model, not a curated record. Gene Ontology annotation, cellular component: cytoplasm; cyclin-dependent protein kinase holoenzyme complex; nucleus. The coding region runs from base 304 to 1221 and encodes 305 amino acids. The transcript is spliced from 9 exons. Gene Ontology annotation, biological process: regulation of gene expression; regulation of G2/M transition of mitotic cell cycle; protein phosphorylation.